Messenger RNA from Lampris incognitus (smalleye Pacific opah), 2238 nucleotides. RefSeq names its product KICSTOR subunit 2 (gene kics2). Lineage: Eukaryota; Metazoa; Chordata; Actinopteri; Lampriformes; Lampridae. The record is from RefSeq and is a predicted model, not a curated record. The transcript is spliced from 4 exons. Gene Ontology annotation, cellular component: KICSTOR complex. Bases 8 to 1420 code for a protein of 470 amino acids. Gene Ontology annotation, biological process: cellular response to amino acid starvation; cellular response to glucose starvation; protein localization to lysosome.
GUUACCAAUGGCGUCUGGCGUUGUGCUGGGAGUGACAGGACGCCCCCCGUCCCGGGUUCUGGUCAUGAUGACGGACGUUCCGCGGGGGGAGGAGCUGCGGCCCGUCCCUCGGGAGCGGGCCAUCCUGGAGAGCUUCUUCACACAGCUCGGCAUGUUCUCCUUCGACCGGGCCAAGGACUACGUAGAGAAGGAGAAGGACGGCAGCAGCCGGGGCGCCGGGGCCAUCUGGACGGCUCUGCUCGCAGCGCUGGCCCACCUGGCCGCGGCUGAGAAGGCUUACCACAACAUGACAUUCCUCGGACAGAAGCUGGGUGGCCAGUCUUUCUUUAGCCGCAAAGACUCGAUCCGCACCAUCUAUACGUCCUUGUACAACGAGCUGCGAAAAGUGGUGACUAUGGGGCGCCACGUCCAGCCAGGCUCUGCCCCAUACCUGGAAGACUUGCUGUCGCACCUGUCGGAGCAGCUCUGCCACUUCACCCAGGCGCGCAUGGAAAUGGCUGACCUCUACGAGAAGAUGCAUUCACUGGCCACUCAGAAGAGCAUCAACUCGGAUGAGCUGGUCACAACCCUGGAGGCUGUCCUGCAGAAGUACAGCUCGAGGUUUCACCACCCUAUCCUGGGCCGCGUGGAGGAGGGAUUCCAGACCGAGGUGGAUGUGGUGGCCCAGCUGCUGCGCUGCCAGGCCCAGGUGUCCGAGUGGCGCUUCUUGGCUGCUCUGCUCAGUUUGCAUGGUGCCAACUCCAAGCUCACCAUCUGGGGCCAGUUGUUCCAACGGCAAAAAGAGACCCGCAAGCACCUUUUUGGAGGCCAGUCCCAGAAGGCCGUGCAGCCGCCUCACCUUUACCUGUGGCUGCAGCGCUUCCAGGCGGCACUCCUGGCUAAGUUCAGCUUCUACUUCCAUGACGCCCUGAGCCGCCAGACCGCGCCCGCUGACAUGAGAGCCCUCACAGCCCGCACCACGCCCGACUACCACGGGAAGAUCAGCUCUUUCAUCCGCAAGCACGAUGCCAACAACGUCUCCCUGGUGUUCGACAACCGGGGCUCAGACAGCUUCCAGGGUCACGGCUACCACCACCCACAGUCGUACCGUGAGGCGCCGAAGGGCGUGGAGCAGUUCCCUGCUGUGGUCUCCCUGCCCUCGGGAGAGCGGCCGCUCACGCACUGGCCCAAUGUUAUCAUGAUGAUGGGGGACCGCGCCGCCGAGCUCAACACCCUAGAUAAGGUGGUGCACUUCUACGAUGACAAGGUCCAGAGCACCUACUACCUGACGCGUCCCGAGCCCCACUUCACUCUGGUGGUCAUCUUCGAUGGGCGGAAGUCCGAAAAAGAUUCCAACAUCACCUCCUUCCUGCAGGAUAUCUCGGGUUCACUGCGCAACUCCAAACCCUUUGGCACCCUUAAACCCGGAUCCAAGGGCUGACCUGAGGUUGACUGGGAUUGACUUACAUAGAACAUGUACAUAUACCUCUUCCCCUAGCUUGACAGGUGGAGACUGAUAUGAAGGGUGGUUUGUUGGUGCUUAACAUUUUUCUUAGAGAAAUUUAAAUUUACUCUCUGAUCUUUUCUUUUGGAAUGGUCCAAGACUCCGGUUUUAUUUUUAAGGAUUUUAGCCAGUGGUCCAACUUUGAAGCCUUUUUGUUCUGCAAAACGUGUUCCAGACCAAAGAGACACGUCCCAUUGGCAGUGUCUGCCCUCGCGAACCCCCACAACAAAUACUCUAAAUGAAAUCCUUAUACGUGUUCAGAUUCAUAGACCACAAAUAUGGCCAAUUUCCCCUCCCGGGCAGGGAUGUGCUGCUAGUACUGAACAUAUGUUCUGAUAAUUUAUAAAGUUUUUGUUUUUUUUAAGUGACCUGCACACAUUUUAACAGUUGGUGUUUCAGUUUUUAUUUCUGAUCCUUUAUUUUGUGCAGUGCUUGUAACCGUUUAACUAAAAUAAAGUUCUGAGAUGAUUGUAUAUACACUUCCCGGGGGCGAGUCUUUGACACAUAGGGGCGGCGUAGUGAUUUAUUCCGUUGCCUACCAGCACGGGGAUCGCUGGUUCGAAUCCCCGUGUUGCCUCUGGCUUGGUCGGGCAUCCCUACAGACACAAUUGGCUGUGUCUGCAGGUGGGAAGACGGAUGUGGGUAUGUAUGUCCUGGUCGCUACACUAGCGCCUCCUCUGGUCAAUCGGGGCGCCUGUUCGGGGCAACAAGUCCUCCAACCCAUACGACCGCAUAGGUCGUUUGUCCUCUAAUAC